This is a messenger RNA of Centropristis striata (black sea bass), 4492 nucleotides long. RefSeq names its product zinc finger DHHC-type palmitoyltransferase 5b (gene zdhhc5b). Lineage: Eukaryota; Metazoa; Chordata; Actinopteri; Perciformes; Serranidae. Gene Ontology annotation, molecular function: palmitoyltransferase activity. The record is from RefSeq and is a predicted model, not a curated record. Gene Ontology annotation, biological process: protein palmitoylation. The transcript is spliced from 12 exons. The coding region runs from base 1461 to 3542 and encodes 693 amino acids.
CUGAGAGUCGACGGACUGCUUCCGGGAUUCCGAUGUCGGCCUAGCAGGCGAGCUAACGAGUUUGCUAGCGGCUAACUCAAGGAGGACCGUAACGACCCACACCCUACCAGGCAAGACAGCUCGCAUGCUCGGUAUCAGGGGCAUCCAACAGCUGAUCCAGAGAUCCAGUGGGUAGAAGAGGAAAGGGGGACGAAGAGGGAAAAAAAGGACUAAAAUGCAUCAGACUGCGUAACACCACUGUUGCUUUGUUUAAGAGAUGCAAAAUGGGAAAGGAGGUCUAUCUGCAAAGAAUUUGGAGGCGGGAGAGGUCUCUACACCCAGACCCGGCAGAGUGCGGUGACACCUCGAUGACAUGCGCAGGGCUUCUUUUUGGAAUGAGUUGAUUUUAUCCCCGUUUUGACACAAAGACUAAAGGCAGGGGUCUCACAAGACCCAGGGGACUCUGCUUGGGUAUUUUACUUGUAAAGGCAAGGCUACACAUCAUUUUUUUAAAAACAUUUUUUAUCAGCUUUUUGAAAAAUGUAUUCCGCCUGGACUUUAGUUUGCUGUUAAGCAGCUUCCUGCAACUGGUUAGAAAGUGAAUUUGUUUGUUUAGUUGUUUUUUCCCUGCUGACUAAGUUUGAAACGCUGGAACUGUCCCUCCUGCCGCCAUCCUCAGUUUCUUCCACCCACCCAGUGCCUAAAUAAGCUCUCUCGGGACAAUCACAGAAGUUAUCAGCAGCUGCUGCGCUCAAUCCUCUGCCUGUUCUCCUCUAUGUGCUUCUGCUCUUGGCCUGCUGGCUAUCCACCCACUACCUCUUUAAUUUUCUGGUCUUUUUGUUUUUAUAUUCAUUUUCUCUGAGAGGCAUAAUCAGAACUCAAGCACAGUGACGAGCAUUAAUGUUAACACUGAGUUUCAGGAGUGGAGAGGAACCUUGAUUGCUCCAGUUUUAGUUGUGAGAGCGUGUGAGUGUCUGUGCUUUGCAGGCACAGGAGUGUUAAGGUUUCCAUUGGUGCCCGGGAUCAGUAAGAUUAGAUUUAUUUAUAUUGUUGCACCAAAUACAGUUACAUCAAAGCCAUACAAAAAUAUUUAUGAAUUACCUACACAUAUUUUUGUAUCACAUUGCUCCUGUAUAGUUUUGCUUUUAUAAGCCUCUAUUAAGAUUAUGCACACAAAUUAAAUAUUUACUGCAAGCUGGGCACAUGCAAGUAAAGCUGAAUAUUGCUAAAUAUGAAAAAAAUCUUUUGAGUGAUUAUAUUAGUGCCAGGAGACAUAUAGUGUCUGGACAAAGAGACUCCCUCAUGUUUCUAUUUAUUUGCUGCUUUGCAUAGUGUUUUCUUUUCCAAUCUUCAGUCAUGGCCCCUCCUCCCAAACAAACCCCAUACUCACUAUUUUGACCUGUAAAACACCCUUCACGGUAGGUAGACAAUAGAUAUCUACCUCUCUCUGUCUUCCUCCUCUCUCCCUCUCUCCGUCUCUGAUGCCGGGUUUCAGUGGUGGGGGGGUUGGUGGAGGAGUGGGUGUCCCUGCUUCUGCUCCUCCCCGUCCGUUCCGACCCAGCCGAUAUGUCCCGGUGUCUGCAGCCACCACUUUCCUUGUUGGAUCUACCACCCUCUUCUUCUGCUUCACGUGUCCAUGGUUAUCAGAGUAUCUAUCCUCUGUCAUUCCCAUCUACAUAGCUGUGAUCUUCCUCUUCACCCUCGCCAACUUCUGUAUGGCCACUUUCAUGGACCCUGGAGUUUUCCCCAGAGCCGAGGAGGAUGAAGACAAAGAGGAUGAUUUCCGCGCUCCUCUCUAUAAGACGGUGGAGAUCAAAGGGAUCCAGGUGCGCAUGAAGUGGUGCUCGACCUGCCGCUUCUACCGCCCACCGCGCUGCUCACACUGCUCAGUCUGCGACAACUGUGUGGAGGAUUUUGAUCACCACUGCCCAUGGGUGAACAACUGCAUCGGUCGGAGAAAUUAUCGCUAUUUCUUCCUCUUCCUGCUGUCACUUACCACCCACAUCAUGAACGUGUUUGGCUUUGGCUUGGUUUAUGUCCUGCACCACCGCCAGCAGCUGGACACGCCACACGCUGCUGUUACUAUGGCUGUAAUGUGUGUGGCUGGUCUGUUUUUUGUCCCAGUCGCUGGCCUGACUGGGUUCCACAUGGUGUUGGUGGCCCGUGGUAGAACCACAAACGAACAGGUGACCGGGAAGUUUCGAGGAGGUGUUAACCCUUUCACCAAUGGCUGCGUGAGGAAUAUUUCUCAUGUGCUCUGCAGCUCCCAGGCCCCCAGAUACAUGGGCCGGUGGCGGAGCUCUCAAGCAGUUGAUGUACAGCCACCCUUUCUUAGACCGCAUCUGACUGAGGCCCAACUAGAAGCCAAGGUCCUGGACAACGGCAUCCAGAAUGACCGACACAGCACCAGGUCCAAGAGCAGUCUAGAUCAGAUGGAGAGCCAGUCAGCUGAUGCAGAGCCUCCACCUCCUCCAAAGCCAGAGCUUCGUUACCCCGGCCUGCCCCGUGCUGACACGGAGGAGAGCAGCUUAUUGACUGAAGCUCCACCUACACCAUCAAUGUACAAGUACAGACCAGCCUACAACAGCCCAGGAAGGAACCACACUGCCCUCACACACCCCAACAAGAUGAUCCGUGGGGAGAGUCUCGAUUCCCCAUCUCCCUCCAUCCUGCAGUCCAGCCGUCAGCCAAGCUACCGGUCGGAGCCGAGCAGCCUGGACGGGACCACAGUGGUGGGGGGAGGUGUAGGGGCGCGCAGAGGGGGAGGGGAGAGGGGAGAGGGCCCCGGAGGCCCUGGCGGGACUGCUGGGAUGAUGCCAGGGGGGAUGUCAGGUUACUCCCUGACUGGGCGCUCCUACACCUCCUACCCAUCCUCUCUGGUUCUGUCCACUGGCGGCUCUCGCUCCUCCAGCCUGCGCUCAGCGCACACAGCACAUAACCCACUGGCGACGCUCCAAUCAGAGGGCACCACAGACACCAGCUACAAAAGCCUGGCCAAUCAAACGCCUCGGAAUGGCAGCCUGUCCUAUGACAGCCUUCUGACACCAUCCGAGAGCCCAGAGUUCGAGUCAGCCGCUCACGAGCUGUCACCGCAGAAGCCUCGCGCUCCGUUUCCCUCAGCGACUGUCACAGGCCAGCCUGAGGUGGUGUCACCCAGUAGCCCGCUGCAGGGCUACACGUCGCCCUUCCUCUCAGCUCAGAUCGCCCAGCAGAGGGAGGGGCAGCUGCUCCAGGGCUCUGCCACUUUCUCCUCCCCCCACAGGGCCUACCUGCGUGCUGUCAGCCCGCCCCCUCCCUCCUCUGGGCCUCCUGAGAUCCAGCACCUGCUCCACCAUAACCAGGACUCCAGAGUCCCUCGUAACCUUUCCUCCUCAUCCUCUUCACCGGGGGCUCGAUCACCCCCUGUCUCCCCGCCCCCUCGCGGCCUCUCCCUCGGCAAGUCCCAGUCUUACAUCGGGGAGGCGGGGCCUCAGCACAAGCCUCGGCCUGCAGGAGGAGGCAUUGUGCUGGGAGGGGGAGGAGCCGGAGGGCAACAGGCUCAACACCCUCCUCUUCCUCCCUGAUCUGUGUGAGUCUUCCUUUUCCUCCUCCACGGUUUACAGUCAGUCUCUGCUUGUUAAGUGUUCAACAGUUGGGAGUGUGUAUGGAAGUUUUAUUGCUUCAGUUGGUGGAUUGUGUGGAUGAUUAGUUUUAAAAGCAUGCCAGUGUGUGUUUAGCUCUGUGAAAGCAUGCCGAACCAAACUCCUGUAGCCUUUUCUGUCCUUGUCCUAUUCUUACUCACAAAGUUUAGCUACCAAAUGCCUUACAAGUUCAAUGGUAGAGAAACAUUUUGCUGUUUGUGCUUGUUUGUUGUUAUUUUUGAAGUAGAACCACUCACCUCCGCACCCAUUUAUCCUGUCCUCACCCCUCCCCCCAUCCACUCUUCCCCUCCCCUUCCUGAUGGCUGUCCAAUCAGAUCCGCCUCUCGCCCAAUCUUGGCCAAUCACACCACAUCCAAACCAGGAGGCGGAGUGAAGAAGGUGACAGGUGUCGGAGGGACCACUUACGAGAUAUCGGUUUGAGUGACAGACAUCCUUCGCGGUCUAUCACGAGGAGGGAGGAGGAAAAGUCACUGGACUACUUCCACUUGUCUCUGACCUGAGCUGGACAUUAUUCACGACUGCAGGCUCCUGAAAAAUGACUGUUUUCCGCUGCAAAGGACUAAAGGAGCAGGCCUGUCGGGUACUCACUUUAUGUUUUUAACGCCACUGGCCUCUCUUCCCUGCUAGCCUUUCAGAUUUGAACAAAGAGUAGAAGGGGACACUGGUUUAUUUUUCAAAGGAUAAAGUCGUCUCCAUUUAGCCACUUUGUGAGCCAUAGACUGAUGUGACUGUAUCAUCACAGCUGGGUACAGAUAUGUCUAUAGAACACGCAUAGCUAUUCAAUGAUUUGCUGUUUUAUUUGGUACAUUAGCACACAGAGUAUGUCCGACACUUAAGGAAAGGAUAGCCUUUAUCCAGUGGAAUUUAAAGAG